CGCUGCAGUCGGAACACCCUUCAACUUUCCCCCCCGAACAGCGCACAAAGUGUCCGGCGUCGUGCCGUGCCGCGGCUGUAACGCACCUCGGAUAUCUGCACCGCGUGCCCCCCCCACCCCCCCCCACCUCCCCGCGCGCGCUCCCGCGUCAUGGCUCCGUUCGGGAAAAACUUCCUGAAAGCGCGACAGAAAAACAGGACAAAAGAGGCCGAGCCGGUGGAAGAGAAGGAGAUUCAGGUGAAGGUCGGCGGCGAGGACAAGGUCGUCUGCGGCGUGACGAAGCGCACCACGUGCGCAGAUCUGAUCCAGGCACUGCUGGAUGACCACGAGUCCGUCCCGGAGAGCAAGCGCCUGUUGCACGGGGACGCCAGGGACUUCUGUCUGGUGGAGCGGUGGAAGGGUUUCGAGCGAGCCCUGCCCCCCCUCACCAGGAUCCUCAGGCUGUGGCACGCCUGGGGCGACCAGAGGCCCAACGUCCAGUUCACGCUCGUCAAGGCCAGCGACUUCGUGCCGCAGCCCGCCAAGAAGGGCGCAAAGUGCCGGGGCGCCAAGCCGAAGCGCCGGGAGCACGGCCAGCCGCUGCCGGUGGAGAGGCAGAAGCGGGUGGUGAAGAAGGCCUUCCGGAAGCUCGAGAAGAUCCACAAGGAGGGCGGCGGCGGCGGCGAUGGCGGCGGCGGCGGCGCGGCGGGCGCGGACGAGAUCGACCGGAUGGUGCAGCUCAUCCUGAACCAGGACCACGCCAUCCGGGAGCAGAUCCGACGCAUGGCGGAGCUGGACUUGGACAUCGAGGAGUUUGAGGCGCAGAGCGAGGCGGCGCCCCACCGGGCCGGCGGGCGCGGCGACCAGCAGCUGCAGGAGUACCUGCACGCCAGCGACGGGGUCCAACAGCUGGAGCUGCAGGUCCAGAGGCACCAGGAGCUCAUCCGCCGGCUGUCCCGAGACAUCGACGCCGAGCUGAGGGCCGGGCGCUGGCCGGGCCCGGACGCCGGCGAGCUGGAGGCGCUGCGCGGCGAGGUGAAGCGCAGCCUCCUGGCCGGCGCGUCCCUCCACAGCCAAGCGGCGGAGGUGGACCAGCAGCUGAAGCACUACGAGGCCACGCUGGUCUCCAAGGACCAGGAGUGCUGGCAGCUGGCCGCCCAGCUGGGCUCGCUGCAGGUCGGGGGCGGCGGAGGCGAGGAGGAGGCGUGCGUCGCCGCCGCUGCCGCCUCGCCUCCGCCGGAGAGCGUCCCGGCGGCGGCGAAACUCAAACCCGGCGCGGGGGACGCCGCGGACACGGACUCGGACACCGGGAUCAGCUCCACGCACAGCCAGGACUCGCUGUCACCGUGUCCCGAGUUCCCGCCGCCGCUGGACACGGACGUGUGAGCGGCGCCGCCUCGACCCGCAGCUCCUCGCUCCGGACUCCAUUAGAGACGUAGAAAACGCACUUCGGCAUCUGGUUUAAGCAAAGAAACUGUGGCUUCAGCUUUUCAAGUCAAAUAUGACCCAGUAGAUGAUAGUGAGUGUCUAUAAAUAUAAAACACUCCCAUCCAAUAAAGGCAAUGAUUUAAUGAUUUUAAUAA
Pungitius pungitius (ninespine stickleback) is the source of this 1562-nucleotide messenger RNA. RefSeq names its product Ras association domain family member 9 (gene rassf9). NCBI's taxonomy places the organism in Eukaryota, Metazoa, Chordata, Actinopteri, Perciformes, Gasterosteidae. Gene Ontology annotation, biological process: signal transduction. The record is from RefSeq and is a predicted model, not a curated record. Bases 151 to 1365 code for a protein of 404 amino acids. The transcript is spliced from 2 exons.